Melanaphis sacchari is the source of this 538-nucleotide messenger RNA. Its product is annotated as macrophage migration inhibitory factor homolog. Gene Ontology annotation, molecular function: phenylpyruvate tautomerase activity. The record is from RefSeq and is a predicted model, not a curated record. The transcript is spliced from 3 exons. The coding region runs from base 117 to 467 and encodes 116 amino acids. NCBI's taxonomy places the organism in Eukaryota, Metazoa, Arthropoda, Insecta, Hemiptera, Aphididae.
UAUAUAACUAAUUUGGUGGUUAAACUAGUCAUUCCAUUACAAAUCAAUAAGAGGACCAGAAUAUCAAUCAUAUUAUAUACAUAAGUACUAAAGUGUUAAACAGUUAAUUUAAAAAAAUGUCUGUUUUAAGAAUUGAUACAAAUGUUUCACAUGCAGUCUUAGAGGAUGCAUUUUUUGUGCAGACUACAGAAGCUCUUGCUAAAACUUUAAAAACUCCAAAAUCUGAUAUUAUAGUAUUUGUUAAUGGAGACCUACCCAUUAUUCUUGCUGGUUCUGAAGAACCAGCAGCAAUUGUAACAUUACUUAGUAUAAAUGGAAUAAAUGAAAUUGAUAACAAACUCCACUCAGCAGCAUUGUUUCCAUUGCUUACUAAAUCUCUGAACAUUAACGAAAAUAGAAUUACAAUUGGAUUCAGUUCAAUUGAUCCACAUUACAUGGGAAACAAUGGAAAAAUGAUGAUUCAGUAAAAUUUUAUUAUUUAUUUUAUAUGAAUUAUUGUUUUAAAAUGUCAUUAUUGGAAAUAAGUAUAUGUUUAUAU